Molecule: messenger RNA, 1305 nt
Organism: Copidosoma floridanum
Lineage: Eukaryota; Metazoa; Arthropoda; Insecta; Hymenoptera; Encyrtidae
Product: adenylate kinase 8
Source: RefSeq, a predicted model, not a curated record
AUGCAAACAGCAGCCAGGAAUCCGUUGAAAUUUGUUUCUUACCUUGAAAAACAUCGAAUCUACGAACUAUUUCAGGAACUAAGUACGAUGCUGGUGAUAAAAAAACCCGAGGAUCACCUACUCUUUUUGAAACAAAGUCUACAUCACGCAGCUCGAAGACUCGACGUGCCAAGAAUCAUCAUCCUGUCCCAGCCAGGAUGUGACAAAUUACAACUGGCCGGCACGUUGCGAGAACAAUUGCAAAUACCUUUGAUUACCCUGAAUGACAUCACCUGCUACAUUGCAUCGGGAAAUGGUUCCAUCAUCGACAAUUUGAGGAUCAUUUUGAUGAACUACAUGAGCUCCAACUACGAUGGCUGGAUACUCGUAGAUUUCCCAAGAAACGAAAAAGAGGCCCGCGAGCUCCUGCGCGCUGGACUCGUUCCGACGCAUGUUAUCGAAAUCGAUGGCACUCGGGUUGGAUGUGAUUCGUCGGCAAAGUUUCAUCACCAUCGGGAAAUCAAGGGAAUACGACGGGUUUUCACAAAAAGUUUCUUCAUGGAGACGGUGAACAUGAACGAGCCCAUCGACAAAGUCACCGCGCAGUGCUUGAAUUCAUUUGAUCGGAGAAAUUACUCUCGUGCUCCUACGACCCUCCGUAUACUGUUGAUCGAUUUCGCGAAUGGCGAAACGUUUGAAUGCUUGGGCUCGAGUAUUGCAAAAGAUUUCAACGUUACUUUUAUUGAUUUUAGCCAAAUUUUGGAGCAAACGAGUCUUCAGGAAAACAGUCUGGGGGAUGAGUUACGAAAGCUGAAAUUGGAAACGGAUUCAGAUGGAUUGCCAUCCAGAGUAAAAACGAAAGUGUUCGAGCAUUUUUUACUUCAAUCUGGUGAUUUAGCCGAGGGUUGGUUGCUCACGAACUUUGUCUCCAACGUCGAAGAUUUUAAGAACCUCGAUUUGACCGAUUUUCCACCCAAUAGGAUUAUAAUAGUGGCCAAUGGAGUUACAGACAAUCAGUCGGAUACAACAUUAAUUUCAAAUUCUGCGACGAUUUGCACCUGCGACGACACCAUAAAUCUGCAAAGCCAAAUUAAAGAGUACGCCGGGAAAACGGGCUUCGUCGUCGAGAGCCGGGACGACCCCAAGCUCGUCGAGGAGCAGAUACAAUCCUACCUCGUGCUACCCCCACCCUGCGUCCCUCCAAGGACCCCACGAGCACAACCGGAUAUCGAAUCGGAAGACGCCGAAUUCGAUCCCGACGACCAGCCCGGCGUCGAAGCGCUCCAAUGCCUUCGCCGACCCGAGCCCAUGCUACCUCUUAUUUGA